GAAAAUCCUAAAAAGUGACCAAAAAUAAAAAAUCAUAUAAACCUCCCUUUCUCUAUCUAGAAUCUGAUUCUCUCUGUGUCAUGGCCGAUUUCUCAUUUCUUUCAGAUAGUGAUGAGAGUGCAGUUGAAGAACUCCUCUCUCAGGCACUGGACCACUCUGUUCUCGAACAGGUCGCAGCCAUUAACUGCUCUGGUUUCACCUCCGACUCGGUUCUUCCAUCCAACCUCGAAACUCGGUUCCAAAAACUCAAAUCGUUCCCAGUCACGAAGACGCCCAAGUCUCCAUCUCUCUCCACUGCCAAAAACUCUGCAUCUUCAAGCUUCAAUUCACAGCAUCUGUCCGUCAAAUCCCUCAAACCCCAAUCCCAUAAUGAGUUGACGAAAUCAGAUGGGCCAAAAACUGAGUUGGACUCGCUCUCUGAUGAUGAAAGCAUGUUCAUUUCGCCUUCAAAGGAAAACCCAGUUGAGAGAAAGGGUCUGAAGCCGAAAUCACAAGCUGGUUCUGUUCCUUCGCCUUCGAAAUCGUCAAAUUCGUCACCAGAGAAAGCAAUUUUUCCGCCUUCGAAGGGAAACACAGAUAGAAAAAUGGGUUUGAAAUCAAAAACGCGAUCUGGGUCAUCUCUCUCCCCUUCCAAUUCAUGGAAUUCGUCAAUGGAGUUGCAAUCUCCACCUCGGAACACCGGUUGUUUCUGGUGUUCGCCGAAAAAGGUUUCAAGGAAAAAGAACAAGGAGAAUUUUGGUCUUGAUUGGGGAAAGAACGAUGAGUUUUUGUCGGAAUUGAGUACUUUCUCAGCGAAGGGGCAGCAGAAAAUGCUGAAGAAGGCAAUGAAGGAGGAAGAGAAGAUUAAUCGCGAAGCCGAGAAAAUUGUAAAAUGGGCUAAACAAGCUUCUGCAAGAAUGGAGGUUUCUGGCCUUGAAGAUGAACUGAUGAGUGACAAUGAGAGUACUAAAUGAAUGUAGUUUGGAAGAUUUUCAACUUUAUAUUAAAGAUACAGGAUGUUAUGGUUGUCUCUAUAGGUUAAUAUACAGGAUAUACUAGAUGUUCAUCUUGUUGAAGUGCUUAAAAUAUUGAUGUCUAGAUGUUUGUGAAAAGAAUUUUGUUGGUUGCCUAAGAUUUGUGAUUCUCCAUGAUUUCAAAAGAUUUUUGUUAUUGUGAA
Cornus florida is the source of this 1156-nucleotide messenger RNA. RefSeq lists its product as uncharacterized. The coding region runs from base 81 to 953 and encodes 290 amino acids. The record is from RefSeq and is a predicted model, not a curated record. The transcript has a single exon. Lineage: Eukaryota; Viridiplantae; Streptophyta; Magnoliopsida; Cornales; Cornaceae.